Trichomycterus rosablanca is the source of this 1085-nucleotide messenger RNA. RefSeq names its product hematopoietically expressed homeobox (gene hhex). The transcript is spliced from 4 exons. The record is from RefSeq and is a predicted model, not a curated record. The coding region runs from base 110 to 943 and encodes 277 amino acids. NCBI's taxonomy places the organism in Eukaryota, Metazoa, Chordata, Actinopteri, Siluriformes, Trichomycteridae. Gene Ontology annotation, molecular function: RNA polymerase II cis-regulatory region sequence-specific DNA binding; DNA-binding transcription factor activity, RNA polymerase II-specific. Gene Ontology annotation, biological process: cell differentiation; regulation of transcription by RNA polymerase II.
UUGAGUGACUCUGCUGGGUGAAGAAGCGGAGUGACGCUUCAGCUGAACUUCACUGAGACGAACCUUGAACAAGCAUCAGCUUCAGAUCUGCGGAUUUACACACACAGUCAUGCAGUACCAGUCCGCUGCCAGGCCGGUGCCACUGUACGCGCCAACCCCAGUUCAGCCCGCACAGCCGACUCCCUUUUACAUAGAGGACAUUCUGGGCAGAAGAGAUGGCGCAUCAGGAGCGUGCUCUCCGCUCGCACCCGUACCCACUCUGCCCUCUCCGGUGCCCACUUUACCCACACCCGCGCCGGCCUUACCCUCCCCGAACUCGUCGUUCAGCAGCUGGGUUCCGGCAUACCGGGGCACCGUGUACGAGCCCACGGCGGUUCACUCGCACCAUCAUCCUGCGCUCGCUGCAGCCGCUGCGGCCGCAUACAGUCACCCGCUGUACCCGCUCCAGCGCGCGCUGCUCGGGGACUACUCACACGCGCUCAUCAGACACGAGACGCUCGGUAAACCUUUACUGUGGACCCCGUUUAUCCAGCGUCCUCUGCACAAAAGAAAAGGAGGACAGGUUCGAUUCUCCAACGAUCAGACUGUAGAGCUGGAAAAGAAAUUUGAGACUCAGAAAUAUCUCUCACCUCCUGAAAGAAAACGAUUAGCCAAGAUGCUCCAACUCAGCGAGAGACAGGUAAAAACGUGGUUCCAGAACCGCAGAGCCAAGUGGAGGCGACUGAAACAGGAGAACCCGCAGAGCGCUAAGCGCGAUCUCGACGACGAGCACGCGGACAGAAGCUGUGAACUCGCAGAGAACCGAGGCGCGACCCCGCUCCCCGCGCGCUCCCGCUCGCCCUCCUCACACGAAUGCGCACUGAUGGAAUCGGAUGUGUCAGACGAUUCGGACAGAGAGUUGGACAUUGAGGAGGACGUGGACAGUUCUCUCAGCCCCCUAUGAGGAAAAUGUACAUACCAGACCUGUGGACUUUAAUUUAUCUGUGGACUUUAACAGCUUCUCCUUUACUGUAAAUCAAUGAACUGCUGCACUGUAAAUAAUAAUAAUUAAAAGUGUUUUUUUUCCUUUGUCAAGUUAACAACAA